Molecule: messenger RNA, 795 nt
Organism: Colletotrichum lupini
Lineage: Eukaryota; Fungi; Ascomycota; Sordariomycetes; Glomerellales; Glomerellaceae
Exons: 1
Coding region: 1-795 (264 amino acids)
Biological process (GO): glucan catabolic process
Molecular function (GO): beta-glucosidase activity
Source: RefSeq, a predicted model, not a curated record
AUGGCAACCGAAGGAUGGGAUCGAGAUGGCUUGCACGACGAUUUCAGUGAUGGCCUCGUCUUGAAUGUAGCUAAUAAGUGCGCCAACACAAUUGUGGUCGUUCAUACAGCCGGCAUUCGCCUGGUCGAUCAGUGGAUCGAUCACCCAAAUGUUACGGCUACAGUCAUCGCCCAUCUUCCGGGUCAAGACAGUGGGUCAGCCCUUGUCAAGCUCUUGUAUGGUGAGGCUUCAUUCUCUGGGAAGCUCCCGUAUACUUUGGCGCGAAACGAAAGCGAUUAUUCAGUGUACGCACCUUGUGGGAGGCAGGUCAACACCACCAGUCCCCAGUGUGAUUUCACUGAAGGCGUGUUCGUCGACUAUCGCGCCUUCGACGAAAGAGGCAUCGAGCCAAGAUUUGAAUUUGGCUUUGGCUUGACAUACACAGAAUUCACCUACUCUUCCCUACUGGUCAAGACGCAGAAUGUCUUGAUAGGCGCCGCAUCAAAUAGCAAUGCCUUGUGGGAGGUGAUACUGAAUGUUGAGGCAUCAUUCAACAACACUGGCAGUCAUGCUGGCGAGGAAGUUGUGCAGUUAUACGUCGCAAUCCCCAACAGCCCCCCGAAACAGCUUCGAGGCUUUGAUAAGGUGCCAUUGGAGAUAGGAGACAGCGCUACCGUUCAAUUUGAGCUUACACGAAGAGACCUCAGCAUUUGGGACGUUGUGGCUCAAGCUUGGACGCUUCAAGGUGGCAAUUAUACCAUUUUUGUAGGAGCAAGCAGCCGAAAUCUGCCUCUUCAAUCCUCCUUCACAUUGUGA